UCGCGCGCAGCCCGGGCCGCUAGGCAAGGCGGGAAGAGCGGCUUCUGCGGCGCUGGCGACAGGCGGGGCUGCGAGCGCCAAGGGGCCCGGGCGGUCGGGUCAGCUGCAGGAUGAGACCCUGGGCGUGGCGUCCGUGCCCUCGCAGUGGAGGGGCGUCCGGGGCAUCCGCGGGGAGACGAGUUGCCAGACGGCCAGCAUUGCCACCGCUGAAGCGUCCACCCAGGCCCGGAGUCAUGCAGAGGCUCAGGUGCAGACAGAGGCCCCCGUGCCGGUCAGCAUGCUGCCUCUGUCCCGGCUCGACACCACCCGCCUGGCAGCCUUUCUUCGGCGUGUGGAGGCCAUGGUCAUCCGAGAGCUGAACAAGAAUUGGCAGAGCCACGCAUUUGAUGGCUUCGAGGUGAACUGGAUGGAGCAGCAGCAGACGGUGUCUUGUCUACACACCCUGUGUUACCCCCCAGCCCAAGGGCAGGGUCUGCAUGUAACCAGCAUUUCCUGGAACACCACUGGCUCCGUGGUGGCCUGUGCAUAUGGCCGGCUAGACGACGGGGACUGGAGCACGCUCAAGUCUUUUGUGUGCGCCUGGAACCUGGACCGGCGGGGCCUGAAUCCACGGCAGCCGUCGGCAGUGGUGGAGGUGCCCAGUGCUGCCCUGUGCCUGGCCUUCCACCCGACCCAGCCUUCCCACCUCGCAGGAGGACUGUACAGUGGUGAGGUGCUGGUGUGGGACAUGAGCCGUCCUGAGGACCCGCUGCUUUGGCGCACAGGCCUGACAGACGACACUCACACAGACCCCGUGUACCAGGUGGUUUGGCUGCCAGAGUCCCGACAGAGCCACCGCUUCCAGGUGCUGAGCGUGGCCACAGACGGGAAGGUGCUGCUGUGGCAGGGGGUCGGGGCGGGCCAGCUGCAGCUCACUGAGGGCUUCGCCCUGGUCAUUCAGCAGCUACCGCGGAGCACCAAGCUCAGGAAGCCUCCCCGGGGUGAGACUGAGGUGGGCACAACGGCAGUGGCUUUCUCCAGCUUUGACCCCAGCCUUUUCGUUCUGGGCACGGAGGGCGGCUUCCCAGUCAAGUGCUCCCUGAUGGCAGAAGAGGCAGCCCUCACACGGAUGCCCAGCUCUGUGCCUCUGCGGGCCCCGGCACAGUUCACCUUCUCUCCCCAUGGUGGUCCCAUCUACUCUGUGAGCUGUUCCCCCUUCCACAGGAAUCUCUUCCUGAGCGCAGGGACGGAUGGCCACGUCCACCUGUACUCCAUGCUGCAGGCCCAGCCCCUGAUUUCGCUGCAGCUGUCCUACAAGUAUCUGUUUGCUGUGCGCUGGUCACCCGUGCGCCCCUUGGUUUUUGCGGCUGCUUCUGGGGAAGGUGAUGUGCAGCUGUUUGAUCUCAAGAAAAGUUCCCAGAAACCCACAGUUUCGAUCAAGCAAACUGAGGAUGGAAGUCCUGUCUACUGCCUUGAAUUUAACAGCCAGCAGACUCAGCUUCUGGCUGCUGGUGACGCCAAGGGCACAGUGAAGGUGUGGCACCUGAGCACUGAGUUCACUGAACAGGGGCCCCGGGAAACUGAAGACUUGGACCAGCUGGCAGCAGAGGUGGCCACCUGAGGGUGACAGGGGUGGGGGUGGGGGUGCCCACAGAGGCAGCUGGCAUGAGGCUCCACUGUACUGAGCUGUGUGUUUCUGACGCUGAAUGAAGAAAAGCUUUUA
Messenger RNA from Lemur catta (Ring-tailed lemur), 1702 nucleotides. It is a transcript of the gene DYNC2I2, whose product is annotated as dynein 2 intermediate chain 2. The coding region runs from base 278 to 1600 and encodes 440 amino acids. NCBI's taxonomy places the organism in Eukaryota, Metazoa, Chordata, Mammalia, Primates, Lemuridae. The transcript has 9 exons. Gene Ontology annotation, molecular function: dynein heavy chain binding; dynein light chain binding. Gene Ontology annotation, biological process: intraciliary transport. Gene Ontology annotation, cellular component: ciliary plasm; cytoplasmic dynein complex. The record is from RefSeq and is a predicted model, not a curated record.